Messenger RNA from Trematosphaeria pertusa, 1630 nucleotides. Its product is annotated as lactonohydrolase. NCBI's taxonomy places the organism in Eukaryota, Fungi, Ascomycota, Dothideomycetes, Pleosporales, Trematosphaeriaceae. The coding region runs from base 147 to 1337 and encodes 396 amino acids. The transcript has a single exon. The record is from RefSeq and is a predicted model, not a curated record.
CUAAUUGGACGAUCAGCAGUUCGCAAUUGCCGACGAAAUGAACUACACGCCUCUCCCCGCAAACCGGCCACACAAAGACAAUUCCUUGAGGGGUUAAUGACGUUGUGACAGGCUGUCGGUCCGAAAUUGGAUGCAGGUACAAAAGCAUGGAAGAGUACGACGACUCCGUAAUCUCCGCCGGCGCGCAUCUCUCGUUCAAACAGCUGCCUGUCGUCUGGAAGUUUGUGACCACGACUCUUGUCAGCAUGGGGUCUAUAAUGCCGGUCGAUCUGCUCGCGGCAGCAACGGAUCCGUCGUACUUCACGAAUUUAGUCUCCACCAAUGUCUCGAAUCCGACGACAAUAGCGCUGCUAGCAUACAACGACACUUUCCGGACGGACGUCCUCAGCGAAAAUGCGACAGCGAGACAGCUUUACAACCUGGACUGGGAAGCCUUCCACGAGAUGGGCACCUACAAUCGCGAGACGAACAGCUUGUACGUGACGAGCAACUACGUGAGCCUAGAUAAUCCGAUCAACGUCACGAUCAUUGACCUGGGACGGAACUACACCCUCAAGUCGACGCGGUACGCGAACUUGGCCGAAGCAAACGGCGGCACAAACUGGUAUCCUCCGGGCUCAAACCAAAGCAACGGCACCACGCCCCCGCGCCUCCUCUUCUGCGACGAGGGCGACUUCACCAACUACUCGCAACUCGUCUCCGUCGAUCCAGUCACGGGCCAAAGCGAAGUCGUCCUCAACUCUUACCUCGGCCGCAACUUCUCCUCCAUCAACGACGCGCGCCAGCACCCACUCACCGGCGACCUGUGGUUCACGGACGCCGACUACGGAUUCUUCCAGUACUUCCGCCCCGCGCCCACCAUCCCGAAGCAGGUCUACCGCUUCUCGCCCGCCACCGGCGAGAUCCAGGUCGUCGCCGACGGCUUCGUGCAGAGCAACGGCCUCGAGUUCAGCCCGGAUCUGAAGACGCUGUAUGUGACCGACACCGGGGCGCAGCAGUUUGACAGAAACCUCACCAGGCCCGGGUCGAUUUACGCGUUCGACGUUGUCGAUGGGAAGACACUGGCGAAUCGCAGGACGUUUGCCUAUGCCGAUAAUGGAUUUCCGGACGGCAUUCAUUGCGAUACGGAUGGGAAUGUUUGGGCUGGGUGUGGGGAUGGGGUGCACGUCUGGAGCCCGCAGGGGGUGCUGCUGGGGAAGGUGUGGGUGGGCGUGGAGUCGAAUAACUUUGCGUUCUUGCCGGGGGCUGUGAUGGUGUUUAGCAAUGCGCAGCUGUGGAUUGUGGAGGGCGUCAAGGCUGUGGGGAGGGAGGUGUGUCGGGAUUUUGGGGUAUGCUGAGGCAUUGGUUGGAUAAUUGGGAUGGUGCUCUAAUGAUUCCGAAGAACCCGGAGAACAAUGAUUCUGCUUCCACGCCUUUUAUUCUUGGUUCGAGUAAAUGCUCGUCGGCUGGCACUCUGCAGUGCUACGAGUCGGGAAAUGCACGCUCACCGCCGGAGGCCACCGAAGUUGAAGCAGCGCCUUGAUCGUGGACGAACCGGCACGAUUGAGCUUGGAGAAUUCAUGCGACUAAAAUGUCCCAAGCCGGAAACACUAUCAAAAGUGCCCCCGAACCAAGAAUUGGAGCUUUAGCA